GUAUUGAAGUUGCAUCUUUUUGAGCUUCUCAACUAUGUAACUGAUACCAAAAUUUUCUCACUUCUGCCUCCGUCACAUUCUAUGCAGACCCUCCGAACCAAACCUGAGAGAAAGGGUAAACAAUCUGGAGGUGAUACUUCUUUGUCUGAAGUGAUACUGUUUGGACAAUUUCCUAGUAUUUCACUUUAGUGUGUCAUUCAUUUCUACUCCUUCAUUUCAUUCAGCAAACACAGUAAUGGCUCAACAGGAAGAAGGGUGGCCUUUGGGAUUGAGAUUCUUGAACUCGAGAAUUGAGCUGAUGAGAAAUGGUUCCGGGUCAGCCUCCUUCAGCACUGUGCUCACUGCUUCUCACACCCCUUCGACUGAUUCUUCCUCAGAUCUUGACACCGAGUCCACUGGAUCAUUCUUCCGUGACAACAGCAUUACACUUGGCAGCCUCAUUGGUAUCUCUAGCUUCUUAGAACUCUCAAGGAGAUCAACCAGGGGAAGAAUGAUGGAACCCUCCAAGGACAACAAAAGGAUUCACAAGCUGAAGCCUUGGUUGUUUUCACUUUGUUCAAGGCUAAGUACUGAUGCAGUGAUUGGGAAUGAUGCACCCUCUCUUGGCCACUACCUUGAAGCUGAGAGAAGAGCUGCAAGUACUUACAGAAGGAACCAAUGUCCUACCACCUAUGGACCCAAUGGUUUCUCCCCUAUUCAAGACUCAACCUCACUAUUAGUGCGGAGUCAAAUUGAUCAUUGGCCAUCUGCUUCACUGGGUGGUGAACAUGAUCUUAACAGAGAAAUGGAAGAGUGACGAAUAAGGAACACCAAUAGUUUUCUCUUGUUUGUGUGGAUAACUCAACAUGUGAUGAUCCCUUGUUAUUGAUUUAUAUUUCAUUCAGAGGUCAUGAGUUCUUUAUCCGUUUCAGGAGAUUCUCCUGUGUGGUAAUUAAAUUUCAAGGCAUUAGGAUGUUAUAUUCUGUACUCCAUUCUGGCCCACAUAGCCAGCUGUUCAUUAUGAUAGUAAUAAAAUAAUAAAUACGUGCUGCACCCCAUAAAUUUGAACUA
Glycine soja is the source of this 1050-nucleotide messenger RNA. RefSeq lists its product as uncharacterized. The record is from RefSeq and is a predicted model, not a curated record. The coding region runs from base 236 to 796 and encodes 186 amino acids. The transcript is spliced from 4 exons. NCBI's taxonomy places the organism in Eukaryota, Viridiplantae, Streptophyta, Magnoliopsida, Fabales, Fabaceae.